UUCCAUAGCAGCCGCGAUCAACAGCGCGGCCUGCGGUGGAGGCCGCUCUGCCGGCCGGGCCCGUCGCCCGCCGCCCCGGCUGGCCGCCAUGAGCGAGCCGGAGGUGGAGGCGAUCGUCGCCCAGAAGUACGAGAUCAAGAGGCGGCUGGGCAAGGGGGCUUAUGGCAUUGUAUGGAAAGCAAUCGAUCGCAGGACAGGAGAAAUAGUGGCUGUUAAAAAGAUUUUUGAUGCUUUCAGGAACAGAACAGAUGCUCAGAGAACAUUUCGAGAGAUUAUGUUCCUGCAGGAAUUUGGAGAACAUCCAAAUAUCAUCAAGCUGCUUGAUGUUAUCCGAGCUCAGAAUGACAAGGACAUCUACCUCAUCUUUGAGUCCAUGGAGACAGAUUUACAUGCUGUGAUUAAGAAGGGGAAUUUGCUGAAAGAUAUCCACAAGUGUUACAUUCUCUACCAACUCCUGAAGGCAACUAAAUUCAUCCACUCAGGAAAUGUUAUUCACAGAGAUCAGAAGCCUUCAAAUAUCUUGCUGGAUGCAGACUGCUUUGUUAAACUUUGUGAUUUUGGCCUGGCCCGUUCUCUGUGUCAGAUGAAUGAGGACCAAGGUAACCCUCCUCUAACAGAAUACGUGGCAACACGCUGGUACCGAGCCCCUGAGAUCUUACUUUCCUCUCAGAGCUACACUAAAGGUGUAGACAUGUGGAGCAUUGGCUGUAUUCUGGGAGAGCUGCUACUUGGGAAACCUCUUUUUCCUGGAACAUCAACAAUGAAUCAAAUAGAGCAGAUCUUGAGGGUCAUUCCUGCCCCAUCCUCAGAAGAUAUUUUGGCGAUGCAAUCAGAUUACAAGGCCUCAGUGAUUAACCGCAUGAGUUCCCGGCAGCGAAUGACAUUUGAGCAGAUUUUUCCACCCUCUACUCCAUUGCCUGCCUUGGAUCUUCUGAAGAAACUUUUAGUAUUCAACCCUGAUAAACGACUCACGGCAGAGGAGGCUCUGCAGCAUCCUUAUGUGAAAAGGUUUCACUGUCCUGCCAGGGAGCCCUCUCUGGAUUAUGAUGUGAUUCUUCCUUUAGGUGAUGAUAUCCAGCUCUCUGUGGCAGAAUAUCGAAAUAAGCUAUAUGAGAUGAUCCUUGAAAAGAAAUUAAAUAGCAAUUUAAAGGAGCAAGUGCAGAGGGAAAACAUUCAGCUCAAUCAGUCUGAAUCCAGGCCGCUUCUUCCAAAUUCCAGUUCUUUGACUACGCCGACCAGGAAAGGCCAGAGAGAACCAACAGCACCUCUUCUAAAAACUUCACAUGUGCACGUAGGAACUACAGCUGGUGUCCAGCCAGAAGUGUCCACCCAGAGUGAAGAUUUAUGUCAGAGAUCAAAGAUCCAUGUGAUAUACAAUCCCAUAACACACACUGGUGUCCAAAGUAAUGCAAAUUCUGGUGCUGUGCUCAGGAACUGUUCUGCGCCACCUUUUCAACAGGCCAGAAUCUCCAACAACAGGAAACUGGGGAGACAAAUCACAUGGGCAAAUGCAAACACUCGGCCACCUCCUACGAGUGUACAGAACCUUUACAAUAAUCCAAGAAAUACUCAGUUUCCCAGCAAAGAUGUUCAUCCCUUUCUGAAGCCCAGUAAAAAGAUGUUCCAGGUUACUGCAAAUAUGGGAACGGCUGGUGAUCCAAAAGCAUCAAUGGGCAGUUACUCCCAGGCCUAUGGAACCAUAUGCAAAUCUGCGCUGCAGAGUCUUCCAAUAUCAAAGUCCUCCCAACAGCAGCAGCAGUGAAUAUGGGAGUGCUCUAAUCAGAAAGCAAUUUUCCAAGAGAAACAUCAUGAAGAUGUUAUCAGGCAACAGUGGGACUAUAGAAAACUUUAAAACUAUAUUCCUGUUUUAAUGCUGAUUUUUGAUACAUUCUCCUCAUUAACUUGAAGUUCUUAUUCUCGGUCCCUAAAAUUUUACUUCACCUGUGAUAAAAGAUUGUUAUUCCAGAACAUUGGGACUACAGUUACAGAGGGGAUUCACACACUAAAUUCCUACAUAUGAGUACUGCUGCCAUUGAUAGGAUGUCCCUUUUCUCUUUUAGUAUCUAAACACCAGAGUCCAGUCAAGUAAAAAAAAAUAGUAUGUUCACUUGUGGUACCAGGUGUCAUCACUUCAGUCUGUAAUACCAGGGAGCUGGGAAUGCAUCUGACAGGGAAGCCCUGGUUUAUUCUGGGUUAUCCAUAAAAUAGGCAUUUUCUGUCUGUCUCAGGGACAGGUAGGUAUCGGAAAUGGCAGCGACAGGGUCAAUAUAUGAUGUCGGCAACGCUCUGAGCCCCACGUUGGCUCUUGUGAGUCCGAGACACCAGUUCUCAUGCUUGGAAAAGGCCACCUCUGCUAAAUUGAGGGUUGUGGCGUCCACCAACAGUCUCGCACCUUGCAAUUUGACAAUACAACGCAGCAUCCAAGAUCUGCAAACCGAGUCUCAGACUGAGACGUGAUGGGCUGUAACACUAACUUUUUAUUCUUAAAAUGGCUUUUGCUGUUACCAGGCGAAUUAGUUAGCAAUAUCUGUAUACACCUACAACAUCACUAGAAGAGAUGAGUCAUUCUAAUUAUGGUCAGGAACAUCCUUUUACACUGAGCCCACUAGGCCGAGCAAGAGAAAAUUAUAAAAAUCUAAACAAAUACAGCAAAAAUCUAAAAUGUUAAUGUAAUCUGUGACUAUAGAAAUAAUUAGAUUUCUAACCUGUCUGUUACAGACCAAUGCUGGAGCAGGCAGGUUUGGGAAGGGUGGGGGAAGUAUAGAAUGAUGUGAGUAAGAAUUAAACAAAACAGGGCUGGCAUAUAUACAAUGGGAUAUAUGUCUAUACAGCCCAUCUUACUCUAGAGUAAAAUAAUCUCUAGAUCAUCUAGUGGGGGACAACCGUAUUGAUCAUUACAGUUCAUUUUGGGACCCACCAAUAACUGAAUCUGUUUCAUUACUAAGAGCAGACAAAAUGUACAUCAUUCAUUUAUGAAUUUGUACAUAUGUAUCUGAAAUGGAGAACAUUUAUUACAAUAUGGAAUAAGCAUAAGAAAUCUGUUUCAGCUUUUUUUUCCAAAUUUGGCUGCUUCUUCCCUCCUUUUUUUUUUUUUCUUCUUUUUUCCUCUCAACUUUAUUUCUAGAUUUACCUUCUUAUUUCUUGAUUCUUGCAGAUUUUUAAAACCAUCUGUAUUAUUAUGGAAAUUAGCUUAAUUUUUUUUCAGAUCAGACAAUGUAUCUUUCUGCACAUUCAUUUCCCGAGGUUUUCAGUGAACAGUAAAAUAACCAUUAAUUGUUACAGAUACGUAAAUUACAUAAAGCCUGCUAAGUUCUAUAAAGCCUGCUUCCAUGGGAGCUGGCAUCCUAAAAAAAAAAAAAAAGCAGAAGUUCUAAAGACCCUGCUAAAGUUACCUUCAGGCGCUGACACAAGCUUCUUGCCUCCAUCUGUCCACCAGUACCUGGACUGCGUUGCUGAGCUUGCAGCUGGUGUCACGAGGGGGUAACCAUGAAACCCAGGCUAAUGGGAAUGAGAAAUUGAGAAGCCUGGUUCCACGUGAGAGCAUCCUUCCCCGGCAUGUUAUUAGACUACAGCAUAAAGAUCAGGAAAAGAACAAAAAUCCCCAUUUGGCAGUCCUCCUGGAUGCCAAGCAGAGAGAUUCCAGACAGCAGUAACUAAAUAUUAUGUACAGCGUCCUCUUGAUAGCCUCUGCCUCCUGUUCUGCCAGACGCUGGAACACAACAGCCUGGACCCACCAGCUGAUCUGUGCUGUUGUGUAGCUGCACGGCUGAGCUUGAUACCAACCCACUAUGGGGAAGUUACAUGAGAUAAAACACUUCUGAGCCUGACAUUUCCAGCAGCCAUGUACCUUCCCCUGGGAGUCCCUUCUUCACAGGGAAAGAUGUGCCAGCAAAAGAAGGCCCUCUCCUCCCUGCAAUCACUUAAUGAACUGGUGUUUCACUGUCAAGGAGGUUACUACUUGGCCAACUCAGAAUUUUGGAUGCUUAAUCAAGCUCCCAACAAAAGGAGUCCUAAAAAACAGGUCUUUCUCCAUUAAUAGCAGGUCCAUUUCCUUUUCUGUGGCCUUUCAGCUGCAUUUUUCAGCUCACUCCCUAAAGCAAUACUUGCAUUAUAGAAAAGGAAGCAAACCAGUAAGUAACAAAACAGAAGCAAUAGGCUUAGAAAAUGGUAAAGAUGAAACCUGAGAGGGUAAUGAUAGACAAGGCCAUUACCAUAGAUAAGGGCAAAAAGUUGUUCACAAUGUUUUUUCCUCCUGUAAACCUUCAAAAAGGUGCCUCCUGUACUGGAUUCGUUAUUAGAUACAAAGAAAAGAUAUCUGUACCUGAGAAACAUUUAUUUUUUAAACACUGUUUCCAGUUAAUGUGCAUACAUGUGUGUCUGAGUGUGUUUUUCUUUCCUGAAUUCAGUAAUGAAUUUUGUAUUUUUAAUGUUUUCCUUCUGAAAGUGGAAUUGUUUUGUCAGCUGAAAACAUGCCCUAAGCGUAA
Molecule: messenger RNA, 4484 nt
Organism: Calidris pugnax (ruff)
Lineage: Eukaryota; Metazoa; Chordata; Aves; Charadriiformes; Scolopacidae
Gene: MAPK15
Product: mitogen-activated protein kinase 15
Exons: 14
Coding region: 89-1762 (557 amino acids)
Biological process (GO): protein phosphorylation; intracellular signal transduction
Cellular component (GO): nucleus; cytoplasm
Molecular function (GO): ATP binding; MAP kinase activity
Source: RefSeq, a predicted model, not a curated record